AAUACGACAUCUAAUUGGAUUGAAUCAUUAAAUGGUAAAAUGUGUCAUAAUUAUAGAGGACAAUUGACACAAACAUUUAGUGUUAUAAGCUACAAGUUCAUACAUUGAGGACAUUGGAUGAGGCAUAGGAACAUUAAGUGAAUCCUCCAUCUAUAAAUGCAUGUGAAUAAAUUGAGGACAGUAACUGAGGCAAAGAGACAUUAAGUGAAACCCCCAUCUAUAAAUAUGUGAAAUCAUUGACAACAGAUGAGGCAAAUAGGUAUUAAGUGAUUCCUCCAUCUACAAAUGCAUUUGAAUAUAUUGAGGAGAGUAACUUAGGCAAAGAAACAUUAAGUGAACCCUCCAUCUAUAAAUAUAUGUGAAUACAUUGAAACAGAGGAUGAGGCGAAGAUACAUUUAAUGAAUCCUUCAUCUUUAAAAUACAUGUGCUCCUUGGAUUAGAGUGGAUGGAAAUCAGACAUGGCCAAAUGCGGCUUCCCAAAACAAGGGGAUUAUCGUGUAGAGUAGAGGAGAUUAAAGGCAAGACUAAUGGUAUUCUGUAUACCUCAAGAAGGAUGAUUAUAUCAUUUGUUCUUAAUGUGAACAUAUUCAAAUAUUGUGAAACUUGUUAUUCGGAUGAUAAUACGAUGUGUUCUUAACGCGUACAUGGUCGUAAAAAUGUAAAAUUCGUGAUUCUUCUAUGGAAAAGAUUGGUGUGUUUUUAAAAAUACUAUUAAAGCUGGAUUAGAAAGUUUCCAAAAGUGAUUUUCUUCGUCUAAGAGUGUGUGAGCUACUGAUAUUAACGAGCAAGAGAACGUUCUUGAAUAAAAGUGGUCGGGGUUGUUUGGUGCAAAAGUGUUCAAGGUUCGUCAUGAAUGGGUGUGGGAAUAGAUGACGAAGUCCACUAAUACAAGACCUCAAAAUGAUGUUGUUAUGAUGCGUUUUUGAAUAAUGCUAUGCAAAGGAGCAUGCAUCAACGCAUCUGAAAUAUUUGAUGUUAAAUUUGGCAUGCGAAGAGAUUUCAGAGUACUAUAGUUUGACACCGAUAAACCUAUUUCGCCAUCCUUACUGAAGAAUUUGAUAGAGCCGUAAGAAAUUCAUAAAUACUUAAUAUUAGAAAAUCACGUUGUAGAUGAAAAUAAUGCAGUUUUAAACUCUUGGAAUUCUUGAGACGCAUCUUUUACAUUGGAGAUUGGUAUUUAUCGUGUAAUUACUGAUCUUGGGGAGAUCCAUGAGUUACGACAUAUACAUCAAGUCUGUUGUAAUAUUACACACUCGUACAGAACAUCGGAGGAAAUAUCUUGCCGGUGUAUUGAACUUCAUUUGAUACGAUCGAGUCUUCACGCGUCUUGUUUAUUAUUAGAAACACUUUUCUGAUACAUAAAAAUAAUAAAAGCUCAUCGUACCGUAUAUCGCUGAUCCCUUGAUAUCGGAGCAGGCAUGACGUAGAACGAUGGUGGGUGGACGCCGUGACGUCACAGAUGGACAUCUUGUAGAGCCUUUGCUGACGUCACAAUGAACAUACAGGCCUUCUAUGCAUUCCUUUAUUUCUACCUCAUGUGUCCUGCGGAUAUUAUCGGACUGUGGUGGGCUGUGGGAAGCCCGCUUGUUCUAGAGCCCAACAAAAUAUGCCGAAAAAAUCGGAAACUCUCCGGAAAACAAAGGUAUAUUUGUCGGCGGGAAAAGGAAAUUGUGGAGGAGGCGGUCAAUGGUGCCCGGCUUGCGAUCGCCGAGUGCCAAUAUCAGUUCCAGACCCGACGUUGGAACUGCACGACCGCAAGGAAGUCAUUCGCCAGGAUCCUGAGGCGAGGUACGCAGGGCGGAGAUACAAGAGAGACUGCAUUCGUAUACGCUAUAACGGCCGCGGGUGUAGUUUAUACGGUGACAAGAGCGUGCAGUCGUGGUUCCCUGCUGCAGUGUACGUGUGAUAACAACGUACGCGACAUAACGUCAGACGGGGAGUGGGAAUGGGGAGGGUGCCACGAUGACGUCGAUUUUGGAUACAUGAAGUCGAAGGAAUUUAUGGACGACAGGCGAAAAAAGAAGAAAGGAGAUUUAAGAACGAAAAUACGUUUGCAUAACAAUGAAGCGGGAAGAUUAGCAAUACGGGAGUACAUGACCAGGGAUUGCAAAUGUCAUGGACUAUCUGGGACAUGUGCGUUACGAACUUGUUGGCGGCGUAUGCCGAACUUCCGGGAUACUGGGACGCGAUUAAAAGAUAAAUUCGACGGCGCUUCAAAAGUAACAAUAUCGAAUGAUGGAAGGAGCCUAGUGACUGAAGACGAUACGAUAAAACCUCCUUCCAAAGAGGAUCUUUUGUACACAGAGCAGUCUCCCAAUUUUUGCAAACCUCGAAAGAGAUACGGUUCACUAGGCACGCAAGGGAGACAAUGUGUUCCUGACUCGAUGGGACUUGAAGGCUGUACGCUUAUGUGCUGCGGUCGAGGGUACACACAGACGCAAGUUACUGUGCAAGAAAACUGCAAGUGUCAAUUUAUCUGGUGUUGCCAAGUGAUUUGUAAAACGUGUACCUCGAUCAAAACAAUAACGCGGUGCUUGUGAAAAUGGAUGGAUUUAUAAUAUGUUGCGGAUAAUUUUCUGUGUUUGCAAUUAACACCACGACGUCUAGACGUUAUUGGUUUCUUUUCAUUAUUAUAUAAUUAACGCCAAGCGUUAGGUCGUAGCAUGAAGCGGGAUUUAUUGUGCAAGAACUUAACAUGUGUGUUUUUGUGUCUGUAGUUACUAAUAUAACCCCAUACGAAAACAUCCAUCAGUUGUAUGCACCAGGGUGGUAUUCAAUAUUUUCCUUUAGUUUAAGUUUGGCAUUAAUACAAUUUAUGAUUCAACAAUAAUUGCGUGUUGACCUGAUGAAAUAGAACAACAAAACAGCAGUUGUAUACACACAGGGUGGUUUCAAUAUUGGUUAUGGUUUUACGAAUAAGUUCAGUCAAUACAAUGCUUUACUCUAUUACACUAGCUUGUAUUCAUAAAAUGAUAUAAUCUACAAAAAUGUGGCUUAAAUAGGUCGAUAAGUAACAGAAAUAUAUAAAGCCAAUUUUAAAAAACCAGACAAACAAUCAUUAAGAGGCCUAGUUACUGAAGACGAUAUGAUACAGCCUUCUUCCAAAGAAAACAUUUUAUAAACUGAGCAGUCUCACAAUUUUUGCAAACGAAGAAAGAGAUACGGUUCACUAGGGACUCAAGGGAGACAAUGCGUUUCUGACUCGAUGGGACUCGAAGGUUGUACACUUAUGUGUUGCGGUCGAGGGUACACACAGACGCAGGGAACUGUGCUAGAAAACUGCAAGUGUCAAUUUAUCUGGUGUUGCCAAGUGAUUUGUAAAACGUGUACCUCGAUUAAAACAAUUACGCGGUGCUUGUGAAAUUGAAUAGAUAUUGAAGAUAAUAUUCUGUGUGUUACAGUUACACCACGACGUGUAGACUUAAGUUUUUUCAUCAAUAUAUAAUUUACGCCAAGCGUAAAGCGGUAGCCUGAAAAGGUCUUUAUUGCGAAGUGCAUAACCAAACUCCACACAGCGGUUACUUCCCUUUGUCGUACAGUAACCACUGAAACUAUGCAUGUCAUGUGAUACUUAUCGAAAGAACGUGAUGUCAUUCAAAAAUGUGAAUGUUUCCUUUAUUAGAAAAAAAUAUAUAAUAAUUUAACUUCGAACGCAACGUUAUUUAAGGAAUAUCAAAUAAAAUAUUGGUUUUAUACAUGUAAACAACACACUAUUUAUUAAAAAAAGGCUAAAAUCAAGAUAUUUAAGUACCAAACUCCACACAGUGUUACUUCCCUUUCCAGUACAGAAACUUAUGUCACGAUUCAAAUCACAUGACCGUGAGUAAAUAUCACGUGACACAUAGAUAAGGAUUGUAAACUAUUUUCGAUUUUGAUUUCUUUCUCGUAUUUCAACCUUCCUUGAUUAAUUGAAAUGUAUAAAACUAUCUAAAACAGAGAAAAAAUGACAUUUAAAAAAGGUGUAUACAGCUAUUAUCCAGCUAUACUCGCUCAUGGUGGCAGAGAUAUAUUCUGCUUGUCAGGGGAGAUCACUUCGUAGAAGAUUGUUUUCGUCCGAGGUGACAGAUAUCUUCUGUGCUAGUCAUGGGAGAUCACUACGUAGGCGAUUGAGCUACUCCUAUAUAAAGAAACAUCAACAUGACCUAGUUAUACAAAAAACAACAACAAUUAUGUCGGAAAGCAAACUUAAGCCUUUAAGGCUAUCUGAUUGGAUUGUUAUUUUAACUGUCAAAUCAGUUAAUAUAUAAAUUCAGUCGGGGACGUAUUUUAUGGAUUAACAUUUAUUGUAAAACCGGCCAUGGUGGUUUCAAUAUUGGUUUGAAUUAGUUUAAAUACAAUUUAUUAUUUAAUAAUAUUUGGAUAUUUAAACGAUGGAAAAGGAACUAAAGGGCCAAGAUAAAUGAGGAACUGAUGUUAAUUAAUACGUUUCUCAUUAUUUUAAUAAAUAUGAAUGUUUCUGUUACCAUGGUUUGACAUUCAGACAUUCACAUAAGCAUGAAUAGGCUUGCCUUGCGAUGCACAUUGGUGAAAUCGGGCGAUUAUGUCAAAGAUGGCUCUGAUAUCAUCAUGUACAUAGUAAACACUUUAACAAUAGAUAUUCACUGAUUUCUCGAUAGGCACUGAUCUUUUAUACAUGUAUCUCCACAUACACAAAACGACCUUGACCUACAAAAUCAGAAAAAAUCACACUGCUGCCGGUACUAAGAAUUUUACGCAUAGAUAUACAUAUAUACUGUCGUCUAAAUUAGAGUAGGUUCUAGGUGAAGUCAUUUUUCAUUUAGUCGUGUCUAAAAGACAUCAAGCAUGUGUUAGAAAUAUCUUUAAUCUUAAAACGUGUCGUACAUGUAUAAAAUCACGUCUCUAAUAAAAUGUGUGACGUCGUCUGCGAAAAUGAGUCGCGUUGGGGAAAUGUUCACGUGAACUAUAAUAAACGAAUUUAAUCAAGUUAUAUAAUUUCUUAAUAAAUUUUAAACCAUGUUAAGAAUUGAAUAAGAAAACGUUUUGCAAUUUUUUUUAAAAAUAACUCUUAUUUUCCGCCUUUUGGGCUCGAUUAUUACAGUUUGACAGUUUGAUUAUUAUUAGUUGUUGAUUUUUGAAAAAUAAUAGUUUCAGUUUUAAUAUAAAUAACAUUGAACGUUGUCACAAUCUUCAAAACUUGUCUUACCUUUAUAUUUUAGAAUAUGCAAAUGUGAACUAUUUUUCUGGAUGACGUCAUAUAUGCGUUAUUGGUAAGGCCUUAGCGGUUAAUUAGAUUAGACUUAUGAUGAUAAGUAAUAACAUUUGAAAUGUGACGGCCAUGUUUGAUAAGAAUUGAAGAGAAAUUCACAAUUUCCAUUGCUUUUUUGUUUUAUUUCCAAAGAAAAUAAAUAUGUUGGAUAAAAGAGAAAAACAAUCUGAACAGAUUCUUGAUGUAUGAAUUCCAUUUAUGCAUUGUUAUAUGAAAUAAAAUCUAUAAUUUUCAA
Mya arenaria is the source of this 5463-nucleotide messenger RNA. Its product is annotated as protein Wnt-6-like. Bases 1495 to 2541 code for a protein of 348 amino acids. NCBI's taxonomy places the organism in Eukaryota, Metazoa, Mollusca, Bivalvia, Myida, Myidae. Gene Ontology annotation, molecular function: frizzled binding; cytokine activity. The record is from RefSeq and is a predicted model, not a curated record. Gene Ontology annotation, cellular component: extracellular region. Gene Ontology annotation, biological process: neuron differentiation; canonical Wnt signaling pathway; multicellular organism development. The transcript is spliced from 6 exons.